GUUUCCUGCCAGAGAGCCACUCGGCGACGACCAGCAUUUCUCAAACUAGUAACUUGCGUAAUCCCUUACGCAUCAGAGUCAAGGUCAACACCGGCGUGGGGGCAGUGUGGGGCGCUGGAUAGAGCGGCUUUCUGAAGCAGACCUGGGCUUGCAUCCCUGCACCGUCACGUCACGCUGACCUUACACAAGGUUGACAUGAUGGAAGACAUUUAUGUGGCAAACACCAUCUUUGCCAUCAAUUUCUUCAAGCAGCUGGCAAGCACGAGCCCCACCCAGAACCUCUUCUUCUCCCCGUGGGGCAUCUCAUCCACCAUGGUCAUGGUCUACAUGGGGGCCAGAGGCAACACCUCAGAGCAGAUGGCCAGGGUGCUUCAGUUCAGCAACAUCGGAGUCGGGGCAGUCACCGCAGUGAGCCCAGAGAACGUCACCGGUUGCCCAUUCAUGCAGCAGAUCCAGAGAGCCACUUAUCCUGACGCUAUUUUGAAGGCACAGGCUGAAGACACAAUCCUCUCCGGCUUCAGCACGCUCAUCUCUGCCAUCAACACAUCCACAGAGGGUUACGUAUUGGAAAGUGUCAAUAAGCUGUUUGGAGAGAAGUCUGCGAGAUUCAGGAAAGAAUACAUGCAGCUCUCGAAGAAAUAUUACUCUGCAGAACCCCAGGAGGUUGACUUCCUAGAAUGUGCUGAAGGAGCCAGAAAAAAGAUUAAUUUCUGGGUCGAGACAGAAACCAAAGGUAAAAUUUCAAACUUGUUACCCGAAGGUUCCGUAGACUCAGAGACCAGGAUGGUCCUGGUGAAUGCCGUCUACUUCAAAGGAAAAUGGAAAACUGCCUUUGAGAAGAAAUUAAAUGGGCUUUAUCCUUUCCGCGUGAACUCGACUCAACAGAAGCCCGUACAGAUGAUGUACUUGCGUGAGAUGCUGAACAUUGGAUACAUAGAAGACCUAAAGACUCAGAUCCUAGAACUCCCUUACGCUGGAGACGUCAGCAUGUUCCUGCUGCUUCCAGAUGAAAUUGCGAAUGUGUCCACUGGCCUGGAGUUGCUGGAACGUGAAAUAACGUACGACAAACUCAACACGUGGAUCAGCACGGACAGGAUGGCCGAGGAUGACGUUGAGGUGUACCUCCCGAAGUUCAAAUUAGAAGAGCAGUACGAACUCAAACCCAUUCUCAGGAGCAUGGGCAUGAACGAUGCCUUCGUCAAGGGCCAGGCCAAUUUCUUAGGAAUGUCAGAAGAGGAUGACCUGUUUCUGUCCGAAGUGUUUCAUCAAGCCACCGUGGAUGUCAACGAGGAGGGCACCGAAGCUACUGCUGGCACCGGGGCCAUCAUGACAGGGAGAACCGGCCACGGGGGCCCGCAGUUUGUGGUAGAUCACCCUUUCCUCUUCUUUAUAAUGCACAAACCCACCAGGACCAUCCUCUUCUUUGGCAGAUUCACCUCCCCGUAAAGUUGGGAGGUUCUGUUUCUGCACAGGAUUUUGUAGUAGGAACUAUCAGCCUCAGAAUUGCUCUUAGCAGCAACGACUUAGGGACUUUUUCUAUGUAUUCUGUCUUCCUGAACAACCUACACCAUGCACUAAAUAUCAACACAGAAAAACCCAGACAACUGUCAAUCCUAACAUUACAACCCUAUUCAUGAUCUGGUCUCCUAAAAUGGAACUUGUAUUAUUUAGUACUCCCUCUUAAGUUUAUUUUAUAGCACUAAGUACUAUUGUAUUAUUUAUUAUUUUGUAUAAUUUUGUAUUAUUGGUAGCAGUCUAUUUAAUGUAGCUGACAGGUGACUGAGAGAGACAGGUGAUUGGUUAUGUUUCUUUCUAAGGAGGUGCAUUUAUCUGUUUUAAUGAGGAAGGAUGAGUAGGUGUUUUUCUAUCCCCUUCUCAGAUAAACACCCAGAAGAAAACAGUGAACAGUAAGCAAAUACAUAUUAUGUAACUUUAUAACAUUAUGCAUCACACAGAUGGAUCUGUAACUGAUGGGAAACUGCAAAUAUAUAAUAAAUAAACAUGUUUCCAUACAA
Messenger RNA from Phyllostomus hastatus (greater spear-nosed bat), 2015 nucleotides. It is a transcript of the gene SERPINB2, whose product is annotated as serpin family B member 2. The coding region runs from base 196 to 1446 and encodes 416 amino acids. Lineage: Eukaryota; Metazoa; Chordata; Mammalia; Chiroptera; Phyllostomidae. The transcript has 9 exons. Gene Ontology annotation, biological process: negative regulation of endopeptidase activity. The record is from RefSeq and is a predicted model, not a curated record. Gene Ontology annotation, molecular function: serine-type endopeptidase inhibitor activity.